AAAUAAUGAUGUCAUCAUUGCGCGACGUCCUAUACGCGCUGUUUUCUGUCAAACAGAUGCUGGUGUAAACAUAGACUUGACAUGGCCUUAGCAGGCGUGCGUGUGAUUGAGCUGGCAGGACUGGCCCCUGCACCUUUUUGUGGCAUGAUCCUGGCAGACUUUGGGGCCAAGGUGAUCCGUGUGGACAAGACAAAGGUGGCCAUGGCCAUAGACACACAGGCCAGGGGCAAGCAGUCCGUGGCCCUCAACCUCAAGCACCCACGUGGCGUAGCUGUGCUCAGGAGACUUUGUUUGCAGUCCGAUGUCCUCAUCGAGCCUUUUCGUCAUGGUGUGAUGGAGAAGCUCGGUCUCGGUCCUGAGGAGCUUCUGAAGGACAACCCUCGCCUCAUCUACGCCCGCCUCACCGGCUACGGCCAGACCGGCUCCUACUCCAAAGCGGCCGGCCAUGACAUCAACUACCUGGCCAUGUCAGGACUGCUCUCUAUGCUGGGGCGUAGCCACGAGAAGCCAUAUGCGCCCCUCAACCUGGUGGCGGACUUUGCCGGCGGAGGCCUCACCUGCGCCCUUGGGAUUGUGCUGGCCCUCCUUGAGCGCAACCAGUCGGGCAAAGGCCAGGUGGUUGAUGCCAGCAUGGUGGAAGGAGCAGCGUACGUGGGUUCCUUCGUGUGGAAAUCCAGAAGCAUCGGCUUGUGGAACCGAGGCCGGGGGGAGAACCUCCUGGACAGCGGGGCUCCAUUCUACGACACGUACCGCACCUCGGAUGGCAAGCAUAUGGCCGUGGGUGCCAUAGAACCACAGUUCUUUGAACAACUUAUCCAAGGCUUGGGAUUGGACGCCUCCAGCCUACCUUCCCAGAUGAGCGUCUCCGAUUGGCCGGAGAUGAAGGAGACCUUCGCCCGUACGUUUGCCACCAAGACGCAGGCCGAGUGGGGCAAGAUCUUUGACGGCACGGACGCCUGUGUGACCCCCGUGCUGUCGCUGGACGAGGUCAGCGCACACCCCCACAACCAGCAAAGAGGCUCCUUCCUGCGGGACGCCCAAGGAGAGGAGAGCCCCAGGCCGGCUCCGGUUCUCUCCCGCACCGCCGCCCAGCCCAGCCUGGCCCGGGACCCCUUCAUCGGGGAGCACACGCGGCCUGUGCUCCAGGACUUUGGCUUCACGGCCAAGGAGAUCGAGCAGAUGGAGGCAGAGGGCAUAGUGGAGUGUAAGGAGACCAAAUCUCGCCUGUAAAAGGGCCCAAAGAGUAGAGUUUGGCUGUGAGCAACUGGACUCUAUAUUGUUGGAGCUUGAAAGGGCCUGUCCAUCACACGCCCAGAUGCCAGUAAAUGUGAUAGAUGAUAUAGUAGCACACAGGGCAAUUUUUUUUAGUGAUGUGUCUGGUCAACAAUAUGAUAAAAUGUUGUUUACCACCAACACUUUCAUCAAGAGCACUUGUAUCUAGCAGCAGCAACUUCUUUUGACCAUUCCAUCCAGCCAUUGAAAGUCAAUUGGGAUUCCAAGCAACAUUGGUCAAGAAGUUGCCCUGUAUAUUAUUAUUGCCUGAAAGGCCCCAAAGAGUUUAGCUGUAAGCAUUUCUGGACUCUUUAUUUGAGCUUUAAAAGACCUUUCCAUCACACACCUUCACACCGUGCCAAUGACCUACCGAAUACCACUGCCAUCCAUCAUGUCCGAACUCAAUGGGAAAUAGAGGGUUGUCAGAGAGAAGUGAAGUCUAUAAAGGUGAUUAUUACACAGGGCAACUUCUUCAGCAAUGUGUCUGGGCAGGGAUAUGAUUAAAAUAUUGUUUGGACUGUUUAUCACUAAUACUUGUAACACUCUGAGAACUUUAAUUAUAUCAAAGCGUUAUAGAUAAAAAGUUGCAAUGCUCGCUGAAAUGUUGCCCUAUGUAUCAUCACGCCCAAAGUGUUUUAAUUGUAAGCAACAGUGGACUGUUUUUAUUGAAACUUGAAAAGACCCGUCCAUCACAGCACACCCACACCCCAGCCAACCACUCACCUACCGAAUCCCACUGGCCUGGCCUCCAUCGUGACUGGACUCAAUGGCAAAACGAAAAGAUGGCUGUCAGGGAGACGUGAAAGUCUGUAAUCAAAUUUGUGUCCUUACAUUACAUCACCUAAGUGCUGUCACAAGCAGGUGCCUUGGCUUAGGGCCAGGAACUGUACUUAUGCCUAGAAGGCUAGAAAAUUGCCUGGAAAUGACAUCCCUCAGUUCCUGUGCAGUCCCAUGUCUAUGAUUAGAUCAGUUUUGACAUUUAUGUAUAAUUUUCUUCACAAGCAUAUCAAUGUUCUUUUGUUGUUUGUUUUGCCUGAUGGUAAAAAGCUAAAAUCAAUGUAUUCGUUUUGUCAAUUGCAUUGUCUUUCAGUUAUUGUAAUGAAAAAAUGCCUGAUCCUAUAAAGCGUAUUGUUUUUGUUCUUUUAA
Engraulis encrasicolus (European anchovy) is the source of this 2418-nucleotide messenger RNA. It is a transcript of the gene amacr, whose product is annotated as alpha-methylacyl-CoA racemase. The record is from RefSeq and is a predicted model, not a curated record. Gene Ontology annotation, cellular component: mitochondrion. Gene Ontology annotation, molecular function: alpha-methylacyl-CoA racemase activity. Gene Ontology annotation, biological process: bile acid metabolic process. The transcript is spliced from 6 exons. NCBI's taxonomy places the organism in Eukaryota, Metazoa, Chordata, Actinopteri, Clupeiformes, Engraulidae. Bases 82 to 1230 code for a protein of 382 amino acids.